UUGUACUAAGAAAGAACUAAAUAUUGUUUGCUAUGGUCUAAUCCUAAUUAAUUACCAUACCCAAGUUAUAAGAAAUCUGGCAUCUUGGUAAUAUUGUGUCAGUUUGGUUACACUACAUUUCCAUAAAUAUCCUUUCUAAGAUAAUACAAAGAAAUGGCCGAUCAUGUACAUGAAACCAAUAAUGCUCAAAAAGAAGAAGAAAACGAAACACCCCGUAUAAAUAACUAUGCCCACAAAUUUCUUGCUGACUUGGAUGAGGAACGUGAACGUCUGGGUGCCGAAUUUCCAUUGUGUGCUUUAUUAAUUGAUGAAGCAUUUGAAAGAGUUUACUCUACAGGACGUAUACCAGGAAGAGAAUAUUAUGCAGAUGUAUACCAACAAAAACCCAUUAAAGUCACACAGAAAGUAUUCGUUCCUGUGAAGCAAUUUCCAAAGUUCAAUUUCACUGGAAAAAUUCUUGGGCCUAAAGGAAAUUCCUUGAGACGAUUACAAGAAGAAACUCAGUGUAAAAUUGUAAUCAAAGGAAGGAAUUCAAUAAGAGAUCGUACCAAGGAGGAAGAAAUGCGUGAAUCAGGAGAUCCACGUUUUGCCCAUUUGAACCGAAGUUUAUAUGUUGAAAUUAGUACAAUAGCGCCACCAGCGGAAUGUUAUGCCCGUAUUGCAUACGCUUUAGCAGAGAUCCGAAAGUACCUUGUCCCAGAUAAAAACGAUGAUGUUUCACACGAGCAACUAUUAGAAUUAAUGGAAAUAGAUCCUAAGUCCGCAAAACAGUAUUCGAAGUCUAUCCUCGAUAAAAAGAUGAUGACUGGUCCCAGUUCAUCUAAAUUUAUGAAUAUUGCACGCCAGGAGCAACAGGGAAUGUACCAAAAUGAAUCGGAUGAGGAAGUUUACGAAGCAAAAGUACAUAGUUAUGGGUAUGUUAGGGGCAAAAUAUAAAAUAAUUUAAAGUUAUCCCAUCAACAGCACCUUAUAAACGUCCACCCACCACCAUAUAUGGAACUGAAUUAAAACGUACACGCGACACAUCUAUUAAAUCAUAUAAACCACCAUCAUUUGGAAUAAUUAAGAAAUAUAAAUGAAGUGUCUUAAUAAUAUAAUGUUUAUAAAAUGUGUUGCAAAACUCCAAUUUCAUAACCAUAACAUAUAAUUAUAUAAUACGAGCAUAUAU
This is a messenger RNA of Zeugodacus cucurbitae (melon fly), 1168 nucleotides long. Its product is annotated as KH domain-containing, RNA-binding, signal transduction-associated protein 3. Gene Ontology annotation, biological process: regulation of alternative mRNA splicing, via spliceosome. NCBI's taxonomy places the organism in Eukaryota, Metazoa, Arthropoda, Insecta, Diptera, Tephritidae. Bases 154 to 936 code for a protein of 260 amino acids. Gene Ontology annotation, molecular function: mRNA binding. Gene Ontology annotation, cellular component: nucleus. The transcript has 7 exons. The record is from RefSeq and is a predicted model, not a curated record.